Toxoplasma gondii ME49 is the source of this 3829-nucleotide messenger RNA. RefSeq names its product RNA recognition motif-containing protein. The record is from RefSeq and is a predicted model, not a curated record. NCBI's taxonomy places the organism in Eukaryota, Apicomplexa, Conoidasida, Eucoccidiorida, Sarcocystidae. The coding region runs from base 928 to 2979 and encodes 683 amino acids. Gene Ontology annotation, molecular function: mRNA binding. The transcript has 3 exons. Gene Ontology annotation, cellular component: cytosol.
CGCCGACCCAAUUGCCACCUAUUGCUAGGGAACAACAGACUGUGAACUGGUACUGUAACUCAUGCACCUGUUGCAUUAUAGCCUGACGAGGCUGGGCCCCAAUCGGCAAAACGGGGACGCAGAACUCAAGGCGCGUACUGCUGUUGUCCUCGUAUGGGGACUUCAUCUUAAAAAAAGCGAUGCAUGCAUUUUAAACACCCUUCAAGUCUGCUAUGAGCACGCGCGACGCGGUGGAUGGGAUGUUCCUGCCGUUGCCGUUUCGCCUGUUUUCCCUGGUGCCUUCAGCUUGUGGCUACGUGUUGUAGUUGCGCUGAUGCAAAUUUUUCAUGGAUUUGAACUUUUACGUCCAGCGUCUUCGGUUGACGUGACACUUGACAUCCUGCGUUUUCGCCCUGUCACUUCGUUUUCGCACAACAAGACUGUGUUGUACCACUCUGCCGCAACUUGUUAAAACACUUACACGUGUCAGUGUGUGUGUAUACGUGAUUCAGUAUUUUAUCCGCACAGGAGUCGGCUGCGGUUUGGUGGCAUGAAAAAUUGUGUUAUGAACAAAGACGGGGACGUGCACUGUUUUUGUUCGUGUGUCCCUGAGUUGUGGCACCUGUGUUCAAGACAACAUGGGUUGCUUCAAGACCCCGUUGGUGUGAACAUGCGUGUUGUGUCCGUUCAUGUCUGCUUUAUGCAUAUGUCAUUUCAUCUCUCUUAUCUUUGUUCAAUUGCAAAUUGAAAUUCACCGUAACAAGUGUGCAGUUGCCGGGUCUCUUACUGCUGCACUGAGUACCCACGCCACAAUGCGACAUCGCCACUGAGGCCCUAAACACGUGGGAAAGAACAUUCACCUCCGAUGGACUUGCUUUAAACCGUAACACAUUUCCAGAGUUUCUGAUUGGCUCCGACUCAUCAGUACCUCAGUGUUCUCCGAUCGAUAUGGCUGUCUCAGCGCUGUCGUACGGGUACUGCGGCACGUUUGCAUCCCGAUUUGCAGCUGAGGCGUUCUCCUCCUUCCCUAUCCGUCAUGGUGGCAUUCCGCGACCCGAUGAGAACAGUCCAGCUGACGAUGUUAUCGCACCUGGCGAUACUACACGGUCUAGCAGUACUGGCAGACCUAAGGAACGAAGAACGUUGUGGAUGGGGGACCUUGACCGCGCUGAGCUACCGGUUGACGAAGCCUAUGUCCGGAACGACAUGUUUCUCGAAUUCAAUGCGUUUAUUACACACGUUCGAGUCUGCAGAGACAGGAUAACACGACUGCCGUCGUUCGGGUUUGUUGAAUUCGCUACGGAGAAGCAUGCGAGUUACAUUUUAGAGCAUAUGAAUGGUCGAUUUGUCCCUGGCCGAUGCCAUAAGUACAAGUUGAACUGGGCAAACUUCAACCUAACAGAAAAGCCUGAGACGAGAGCAACCUUCUCAAGACCUCCAGAGCUCAGCCGCAACUCGGGGGAGACUGCGUCCAGGUCUUCCAAUGCAGCGGGAAGGCGCAUCAGCGACAGCUCUUGUCGCCAGUCUCAAGGGAGUCCACCGCCGGACAGCACGUCUAUCUGGAUUGGCAGCUUAGAUCCUGCAACCAGCCGCGAAGAAAUCGAGGAACUCUUCGAUCAGCAUUACAAUACCGUUUGCUUUGUGAAGCUUAUUACGGAUCCCAACACAGGCACUGGCCGUGGAUUCGGGUUUGUGCACUUUCGCGACCCCGACGAAGCAGAUCGCGCGCUGGCAGAAAUGAAUGGUGCCAUCUGCCGAGGUCGCCGAAUCCGUGUAAACAGGUCAAACAACAGUAGAGCAUCAUCAGCCCAAGGUACAUUUCACGACCCUUCAGUUCAGUCUGCAAUGGCGAAACUAUAUGCUGCCACUGCCUACCAGGCACAGAAAAUCGCUCAAGACUAUUGCGGUGGUUUUGUGCCAACAAAGAGAAAACGUGGUGUCCUGGCAGGAGGCGCAACAGCGAAGGUUGUGGUUAGAGGUCUGGAUCCGGUUUGCACUGAGGAAGAAGUUGAACGGCAUUUGUCCCACUUCGGUGAGAUCAUUCAGACCAAAACCGUGCCAGGAGGUAAAGCGUAUGUGACUUUUGCGGAACAGCAAGCAGCGGAGAAUGCAGUAACAUACCUCAGCGGGUGUUUCAUUGGUGCGAAUCGAGUAGGCUUGGACCAUGCGGAUUGUCAGCCACUUGAGAACGGUGGAACUGGUUGUGAGGCACCAGCAAGUGACUGCGUCUACUACUGGCCGCAGACGGCUACGAAUAUGAGUUUGAAUGCUAAUGAGACCACUAGCUGUGCAGCCUCCAGCUUUGACACAAGCUGUGUAGGGCUUGGUGGAUCAUGUGGCUGGAAUAAUAGCGGUGCCAACAACUAUGUCGAGGCGAACCUGGGUUGGGGAGAAGCAGCGCUCUCCGUGGAUGCCCACCACACCUACAAUACUUCUCUGGUUGGCGACAUCUCCUGGCAGCCUGAUUCUCUACGAUACGUGCCGAAUGCUGCCUCCGGAGCAUGUGGUGCUGCUGCUCUGGUUCCAGGGCUUCUGGUAAACGGCCGUUUUAUUUCAUAUCCGCUGUCACAGGCGAGCACUGCCACCCAAAAAGACACUGAGAAGAGAGAACGCGAGCACGCCAAAAGGAAAGGGUUAAUCGCUGCGUCGGACGCUGAGUUGUCGGGUGGCCUCUUUCAUGACGUGGAUCCAGUCAUGGUCCCUGCGGACCUCCUGCCUGCGCCGAUGAUGGCGGAUAAGGCUAUUCUCACCCGGGGCACACUAGAACGACACACGUUCGUCAGUAAUAACCCUUCUUUCUCCUGCACUUUGAAACUCCGAGGUCCCAGUGAAGAUGACGGCUUCAUGGAACUCGUAGACGAGAUUGAAGGAUGCGAGGCAGUGAUUAAAAGCGACCACGAAAGACUGGUCGCGGCAAAGCAGAAAGCAAAUGCGAGGAUGCACGAGGAGGACCACGAAAUACUGUACGGUACAGCGUACUCCGGAACUCUACCCCUUUAAAUUCUGUGAAAACUGUUGUAUUUUGGUACAUUCUAUUUUAUAUAUAUAUAUAUAUAUAUACUUAUGAGAAGCCGAAUUCGUUCAGGAAAUACACCACCGCGAGGGGGGUCAAACCAGUUCAUUCUGCCGCGACUAAUGAAAGUGGAGAGUUUGUAGAGCUCGCAUUCACAACUGCCAUACCUUAUCUAUGUCAUUUUGACCUGUGCUAGCUGUCACGCCUUGCAUCUUUUUGUCAAGCACCACGUCCAAGAAGGGCAUCAGCGGGACACACAUAGUUUGUUGCUGCGUGGGGUCUUUUUCCUCCUCCGCUGUACACUGUUCGUUAGGAAAGACACACGACGCACUCCAACAUCCUCUUCUUAAGGAAGUGCAAAUUUCAGCAGAUACCAAGGGAGUGCCAGUCCUCGUAAAAAUAGACACACCCGAAGAGCAGCCAUUUAACUGUCGCUGCAACCUACUGCCGAGGUGUGCACAUCAACUAACGAGUGUUCAGACAAUGUAUGCAUCUUCGCGCCGUUUUUUUUCGUCUAUGCACUCACGUAUAACAGGGGGAACCGACGCUAUGGACAUCCGCAAGCUGUUGAUCUUGCCGUACGAAGGAUGUUCCACGUGGACUUGGUUUAUUUUCGACAGCAAAACAGCGGCGCCGGCGUCGUCAGACACCAUGGUACAGCCGAAGUGUUUGAAAUGCUAGAACACAGACUGACUUGGCAUGCAUACAAUUGAAUUCCCUAUACCUGGUUCCGGCUCUAGCCGGAUGGUGCGUGGUAAAACUGAGGGAGGUAUGUUUUCCUGUUGUUUGUAGUCUUUGCUAAUGGUUCCACAGAGAGCUUCCCCGUAGGCUUUAAGC